Linderina pennispora is the source of this 1173-nucleotide messenger RNA. Its product is annotated as chitinase. The transcript has a single exon. Gene Ontology annotation, cellular component: extracellular region. The record is from RefSeq and is a predicted model, not a curated record. The annotation marks the transcript as partial. Gene Ontology annotation, molecular function: chitin binding; chitinase activity. Gene Ontology annotation, biological process: carbohydrate metabolic process; chitin catabolic process. NCBI's taxonomy places the organism in Eukaryota, Fungi, Kickxellomycota, Kickxellomycetes, Kickxellales, Kickxellaceae.
UUUUUCCAUACUAUGCGACCCGGUAUCAGCCACACCAUAGCUGUAGCUGCACUGGCUGCACUAGCCGCCGCCACUUCCUGCGGCCCAUCCUCGCGGUACGUGGUCGGCUACUACCCGACAUGGAAACGCAACGCCCUGCUAAACCUCGACAUGUCCAAGAUCACGCACCUGCAGCUGGCCUUCGGAAUCCCGACCGACGAAGGCACCUUCACCUUCGACGGCGAAUGGUUCCUCCCCUCGCUGGUGCGCGAAGCCCGCUCAUCCAAAACCAAGAUCUCGCUGACUAUCGGCGGCUGGACCGGCUCGAACCGCUUCUCCUCAAUCAUGCAGGAUGUCCACAAGCGUGGCGCAUUGGUCAAGAGCAUCGGCGAUUUCAUCGAAAAGUACGAGCUGGACGGCGCCGAAAUCGAUUGGGAGUAUCCUGGACGGGCUGCCUCAAAGUGCAACAAAUUCAGUCCACAGGAUAGCGCCAACCUGCUGAGGUUUUUGCAUGCGCUAAGGUCCAACUUCCACGCGCGCUUCCCCGAUGAGCAAAAGCUGAUAAGCUUGGCUGUGCGUGUGCAGCCAUUUGACGACGCUAAUGGGCCGAUGAGUGAUGUCAGUCCCUUCGCCGAGUUUGUCGACUACGCGUCCAUCAUGGCCUUUGAUAUUAAUGGCGUCUGGGCCAACUCCACCGGUCCCAACGCCCCCUUCGAUUACCAGCAUAACCGCGGCUUGCAGCUCUCGUACACCCAGGCCAUCGACCAGUGGCUAGCUGCCAAGUGGCCUGCCGACAAGCUGGUCGCCGGGGUGCCCUUCUACGGCCGCUCACUGACCACCCGCGAGGUCAUCGUAGCCAAGGACGGCGCCGACAUGUAUGUCCCGUUUGCCAAUGAAGUGCCGCAGGGUGAUCUUGACGACGCCCUCUGGUACGAUGUCUGCGAGAACGUCAACUCCAUGUCCGGCAUCUGGAACUACCGCCAUUUGCGCGACCAGGGGCUUUUGCGCACCGCCAACACAACCACUGACGAUUGGAUUAGGAUCUGGGACCACACGAGCAGUACGCCGUGGCUGUAUAAUCCGCAACUGCGCCGCUUUAUCACUUAUGAUGACCAGGAGUCGUUGGCCAAGAAGGUGGACUAUGCCAGGAAUAAGGGCAUCAAGGGCAUGAUGGUGUGGGCGCUCAACGGCGAU